UCCAGCUUUCCUCAGGAUGACUCAGUGGUACCAGCUACAGCAGCUCGACUCCAAGUUUUUGGAGCAAGUUCACCAGCUAUAUGAUGACAGCUUUCCUAUGGAAAUCAGGCAGUACCUGGCACAGUGGCUGGAAAACCAGGAUUGGGAGCAUGCAGCCAACAACGUGUCCUUUGCUACGGUGUUAUUCCACGACCUGCUGUCACAGCUGGAUGAUCAGUUUAGUAGAUUCUUGAUAGAAAACAACUUUUUGCUGCAACACAACAUAAGGAAAAGCAAACGUAAUCUGCAGGAUAACUUCCAAGAAGACCCAAUACACAUGGCAAUGAUCAUCUACAACUGUCUGAAGGAAGAGAGGAAAAUCCUGAACAGUGCCCAGCUGUCAAAUCAG
Merops nubicus (carmine bee-eater) is the source of this 388-nucleotide messenger RNA. RefSeq names its product signal transducer and activator of transcription 1-alpha/beta-like. Gene Ontology annotation, biological process: regulation of transcription by RNA polymerase II; defense response; cell surface receptor signaling pathway via JAK-STAT. Gene Ontology annotation, molecular function: DNA-binding transcription factor activity, RNA polymerase II-specific; RNA polymerase II cis-regulatory region sequence-specific DNA binding. The record is from RefSeq and is a predicted model, not a curated record. The transcript has 3 exons. Lineage: Eukaryota; Metazoa; Chordata; Aves; Coraciiformes; Meropidae. The annotation marks the transcript as partial.